GCAGAUACACAGAGUAAAUGGUAGAUUCAGGGCCAGCAGAACUAGGAGGGAGUCGCUCUCAAAAUCCGGCUUCAUCCUUUUUUAAACAGACUAUUUUCAGGUCGAAAUUUACCGGAGCAUAAAGUUCACACUUUACUCUUUUUAACGAGCCUAAUAUUUUGAUGGUUACCGAUUCGGAAUGUUAGAAAACGACUGGUGAAAAUUGGGUAGCUACUGUGAAGGGAAUUAGCAAGCUAGCUGGCUGUAUAAGGGGAUUCUGGCUGGGAGAGAAAGAAGAAUAGACGGAUAACAAAGACGGGAUUUCCGCUGUUUUUACUGAACACUCCGAACACACAUCGUUUAAAUAAUUCCAAUUGAAGCUAGCUUAAUCGCUAGCUUUCUCGUUUAGCCAUUUAUCAUGGAAUUGAGAGUAGGAAACCGAUACAGACUGGGAAGGAAAAUUGGCUCUGGAUCAUUUGGUGACAUUUAUUUGGGCACAGACAUCUCCGUGGGGGAAGAAGUAGCCAUCAAACUAGAAUGUGUGAAAACGAAGCACCCGCAGCUGCACAUCGAGAGCAAGAUCUACAAGAUGAUGCAAGGAGGCGUUGGUAUCCCAACAAUCAAAUGGUGUGGAGCAGAGGGAGAUUACAACGUGAUGGUGAUGGAGCUUCUCGGCCCCAGUUUGGAGGAUCUCUUCAACUUUUGUUCUCGCAAGUUCAGCCUAAAGACUGUUCUUCUGCUGGCUGACCAGAUGAUCAGCCGUAUUGAAUACAUCCACUCCAAGAACUUCAUCCACAGAGAUGUCAAGCCUGAUAACUUCCUUAUGGGCCUUGGGAAGAAGGGCAACCUUGUUUACAUCAUUGACUUUGGCCUGGCCAAGAAGUACAGAGAUGCUCGCACCCACCAGCACAUCCCUUACCGCGAGAACAAAAACCUGACUGGCACUGCUCGCUACGCUUCCAUCAACACCCACUUGGGAAUAGAGCAGUCCAGGCGAGAUGACUUGGAGUCUCUUGGCUAUGUGCUCAUGUACUUCAACCUGGGCUCUCUGCCAUGGCAGGGUUUGAAAGCUGCCACAAAGAGACAGAAGUACGAGCGAAUCAGCGAGAAGAAAAUGUCCACUCCUAUUGAAGUCCUGUGCAAGGGAUACCCAUCCGAGUUUGCAACAUACCUCAACUUUUGCCGCUCCCUUCGUUUUGAUGACAAGCCAGACUACUCUUACCUGAGACAACUUUUCAGGAAUCUUUUUCACCGACAAGGCUUUUCAUAUGACUACGUGUUUGACUGGAAUAUGCUCAAAUUUGGUGCAAACAGAGCUGCAGAAGAUCCGGAGAGAGAGCGGAGGGAUCGUGAGGAAAGGUUACGGCAUGGGCGAAAUCCUGCUGCCCGUGGCAUGAUGCCUUCUAGCUCAGGUAGACCCAGAGGAACACAAGAAGUAGCACCUCCCCCACCCCUCACGCCAACCUCACACACAGGAAUGGAGCGAGAGAGGAAGGUCAGUAUGAGAUUGCACCGCGGAGCCCCUGUCAACAUUUCCUCCUCUGAUCUUACUGGCCGACAGGACGUCUCACGCAUAUCCACAUCACAGAAUAGCAUUCCCUAUGAACACCACGGCAAGUAGAUGCUCGCCAUGUUCUGGUAUGAGAGACAGCAUUGGGCUCUUUCUCGCGUCACCCCAAGUGGCCUGCAGUCUGCCGUACCUCGAUGAGACCCUCCACACGCCUCAAGAGCAGACCAUCCACGGCCCUGAUCUGCACAAGGACUCCUCCAGCAGCCUCUAACCAUGUGAAAUCAAAUCCAAGCAGACACUUCAUUUCCUCCUUCCUCUCAAUGCAAUUAAACAACACUUGAGAGUCACGCAAAACUCCAGAGAUGAACUGUUUUUGGUUUUCUGUUCUUCUUUUUUGCACACACACACAUGCACGCACACACAUUUCCUCACCUACACUACUUAAAAUGACACCCGGGCACAUGACUCUCUGCCAGUCAAUUGCUGGCAAGAUAGGAGGGACGGGAUGGGAAAGGGCGUGAUUUUUCGACCGACGCUGCCUUUGGCCCUCUGAAACACACACAUAUUACAGGAGGAGAGGGCCGUUCUCCUGCCGUCCAGGGGCCGUUCACGAAGCAGAGUGUUUUGGCUAAAGCCAGCUCUGAUCGCGGGAUGUAUCCUCUCUCCUGUUGCAAAAAAAAUAACUUUCACACAGCUUGGAAUGCAGCUGCACUGAUAGCCAUUGACGUUUUGCUUUGCGUAACCUUUUAUUUUUGUCUUUAAGUUGAUGUACAACAGAGAUUAAAUUGAUUUCACACUGGCUACAGUCUUUUGCAGGUGAAUCUUCUCUUUUUUUUUGUUGUUAGUUUAAGCUUAACAGGCAGAAUUAAAUGGAAAGCCUGUUCGUUCGUGAGGCAGAAUGACGGCGGUGUCUUAUGUCUUUUCGUAGUUUCUUAUUUCGAAGUGCAGGCAGAGAAACAAUACAGCAAAUGGUUUUAGUUGUACACACAGUAUCACCUUUUGUUUUGUUUUGGCAGCAAACAGCCAGGCCCUCUCUAUAUCAUCUCGCUUCUAGAUUUUAUUGCAUUCCCUUUAUGCGUUUUUGUUUGUCGAAAGCUGUGAGAUGCCUGUAUUGUAGAGUUGUUGAUGUUAUUAUUGUUUCUUUUUAACCCCUGAACUAAGCUUUUACAGUAACACAGAUACACUUGGUUGAGUCCAUGCUGUUGGACGGUGUUGUUUAAAGCAGUUGCGGAAGUCUAAUAAUGGCGAAAAGGGCUUCGUUUUUCUGGCCUGAGGGUAUAAGCGUAAAGGCUCGGGCAUGUUGAGACAAACUGGCACCUUUUUCUCUUUUAUUUCCUCUUUGUUACGCAAACAAAUGUUUGUUUGGAUUUGGAAGUCCAGCUUGUCUCAUUGAGAGAACACCAGCCAUCAUUUAAGCCAUGCCUGAUUUUUGAUUCGUUUUUUUUUUUUGUCUGACACUUUUAACUAUUGAGAUGCAAGGUAUUUUGUUUGUUUGUUUGUUUGUUUUCCUUUAACUUUAUUUACCGAGUAUUACCAAUGCUUUUAGUACAACUUUUCCCUUGUUUCAGAAGUGUGGUUCUUUGACUUACUGGUGCUAUAAGUCACAGAGGAUGUGGAAGGCGAGCUGCCUGUCCGUAUCAUUCAGCAUAGUAGAGCGUAGGCUUUUUCUGUAGUCAUGGGGGUCUGGGGCGGGGGGGUCUAGUGGUGAAAAUCUUCAAUUCUGUUGUCAUGUAUAUAGGAUGUUUCUAGUGAUGGCAAAGUACCAUUUUUUCAUAGCCACUUGUCUGUGUGUGUGUGUGUGUAUCGUGAGUAUGGGGAAAAGGUUAGAGCUUAGAGAGGUGCGAGGGACUUUGUUCCGUUCUAGAUUUGAUAAGUUAGUACUUCUUUCUCUCCACUGGUGGUCUCACAGAAACAGCCGCUCCAGUACUGGUGGUGUUUAAAUGUAGGCACAAGUACACUUUGUCGGGGAUCGAGCUAUUAUGGAUUUCUCUUUCAUUUUUCUGGUUCAUUCUACACGCGACUGCUUGGCCAGUCCUUCUGCAUCACACUGUGCUGUAUCAGGUGGAAUUAAGGAAAUCUUCCUUCUCUGGAAGAUUUUAUUUCCUCAUUUGUAUUGCCACUGUAUUUGUGUAUUUUAAAAUGUGUAAAUAAAUUAAUAAGUACUUGUAA
Molecule: messenger RNA, 3658 nt
Organism: Danio aesculapii
Lineage: Eukaryota; Metazoa; Chordata; Actinopteri; Cypriniformes; Danionidae
Gene: csnk1da
Product: casein kinase 1, delta a
Exons: 10
Coding region: 398-1600 (400 amino acids)
Biological process (GO): positive regulation of canonical Wnt signaling pathway; regulation of circadian rhythm; spindle assembly
Cellular component (GO): cytoplasm; nucleus; spindle microtubule
Molecular function (GO): ATP binding; protein serine/threonine kinase activity
Source: RefSeq, a predicted model, not a curated record